CCGGGAGCUGGGGCAGCGGCCCAGCGCGGGAAGCUCGCAGGUUCUUCUUCUGUUUGGGCCCUUCCUUCGCUCGCAGGGUCAGCGAGCUCCCGAGGUCGCGCACGUUGGGGACUGUCACAUGUGCGAAAGACACCGCGGUCCAUGCUGGGGUGGACGGGGUUUGAGGCGGAGGCCGCAGUGCAUGCUGGGGAGUGUAGUCCCAGCAUAUGGCGGGAACAGCGCAAGUGCACCUCAGGCCAGCCGAAAUUACAGGCAGUGAAUUGUGUCUGAAAUACCUAACCACCAAGGAGCACUUCCAUGAAUUCCUGGAAGCCAAAGGGCAGGAGAAGCCCAGCCAGGAAACCGAGGCUGGAGACCCUGCUGGCAAUGACCUGGAUGAGCCUGAGGCCAAGCGGAUCCGGCUGGAGGAUGGGCAGACAGAGGACAGGCAGACAGAGGAGGCUGUUGAGCCUGGGGAGCAGCCACAGGCCCAGAAGAGGGCCCGGGGUCAGAACAAAUGCCGGCCCCAUGUGAAGCCCACCCACUAUGACAAGAACAGGCUCUGCCCCUCCCUGGUCCAGGAAUCCGCCGCUAAGUGUUUCUAUGGCGACCGCUGCCGCUUCCUGCACGACGUGGGCCGCUACCUGGAGACCAAGCCAGCUGACCUGGGCCCCCACUGUGUGCUCUUUGAGACCUUCGGCAGGUGCCCCUAUGGUGUGACCUGCCGCUUUGCCGGGGCCCAUCUGGGGCCCGAGGGCCAGAAUCUGGUGAAGGAGGGGUUGGUCCGGGCCCCGCCCAUCCGCAAUGGCCUGGACAAGGUCCUGCAGCAGCAACUGCGAAAGCGCAAGAUCCACUUCAAGCGUGCAGAGCAGGCCCUGCGCCAGCUGAGCAAGGGCCAGCUGCCAGGCCCCACUCCCAAAGCCACUGUCCCCGAGGUCAUGGAGGCUGAGGGUGCCCCAGGGCAGGACAACUGUGACGCCCAGCAGGCCCCCCAGGGGCCGGGCACCAUUCCCCCUCCCAGGGGCCCUUUAAGGACCUGCGGGCCCCUGACAGAUGAGGAUGUAGUCAGGUUGCAGCCCUGUGAGAAGAAGCGGCUGGACAUCAGUGGCAAACUGUACCUUGCUCCCCUCACCACGUGCGGGAACCUGCCCUUCCGGCGGGUCUGUAAGCGCUUUGGGGCAGAUGUGACGUGCGGGGAGAUGGCUGUGUGCAUCAACCUGCUGCAGGGCCAGACGUCUGAGUGGGCCCUGCUCAAACGCCACCCCUGCGAGGAUGUCUUCGGUGUCCAGCUUGAGGGCGCCUUUCCCGACACCAUGACCAAGUGUGCCGAGCUGCUGAACCGCACCAUCGAGGUGGAUUUCGUGGACAUCAACGUCGGCUGCCCCAUCGACCUCGUGUACAAGAAGGGCGGGGGCUGCGCCCUCAUGAACCGCUCAGCCAAGUUCCAGCAGAUCGUCCGUGGCAUGAACCAGGUGCUGGACGUGCCACUGACCGUGAAGCUCCGCACGGGUAUCCACGAGCGCACGAAUCUGGCCCACCGGCUGCUGCCCGAGCUGCGGGACUGGGGGGCUGCGCUGGUCACGCUCCACGGCCGCUCGCGGGAGCAGCGCUACACCAAGUUGGCCGACUGGCGGUACAUCGAGCAGUGCGUGACAGCAGCCAGCCCCAUGCCCCUUUUCGGAAACGGGGACAUCUUGUCAUACGAGGACGCCAACCGCGCCAUGCAGACUGGCGUCGCUGGGAUCAUGAUUGCCCGCGGCGCCCUGCUCAAGCCGUGGCUGUUCACGGAGAUCAAGGAGCAGCGGCAUUGGGACAUCUCGUCGUCUGAGCGCCUGGACAUCCUGCGGGACUUCGCACACUACGGCCUGGAGCACUGGGGCUCGGACACGCAGGGCGUGGAGAAGACACGCCGCUUCCUCCUUGAGUGGCUCUCCUUCCUGUGCAGGUACGUGCCCGUGGGCCUGCUGGAGCGGCUCCCGCAGAGGAUCAAUGAGCGGCCGCCCUACUACCUGGGCCGCGACUACCUGGAGACGCUCAUGGCCAGCCAGAAGGCGGCCGACUGGAUCCGCAUCAGUGAGAUGCUGCUGGGACCCGUGCCACCCAAUUUCGUCUUCCUGCCCAAGCACAAGGCCAACGCCUACAAGUAGCUGCAGGGGCGGGCGGGGGUGUCUGAGCGCCCAGCGGGCUUCCCAAGGAAUGAGAAGGCAAUAAAUUUUAUUCUUUUAAAACCCA
This is a messenger RNA of Globicephala melas (long-finned pilot whale), 2211 nucleotides long. It is a transcript of the gene DUS3L, whose product is annotated as dihydrouridine synthase 3 like. Gene Ontology annotation, biological process: tRNA processing. Gene Ontology annotation, molecular function: flavin adenine dinucleotide binding; tRNA dihydrouridine synthase activity; metal ion binding. Lineage: Eukaryota; Metazoa; Chordata; Mammalia; Artiodactyla; Delphinidae. The record is from RefSeq and is a predicted model, not a curated record.